AUGAAAAUAGAGCGUCAAGAGACUUUUAUGAGAGAUGCCAUACCAGCAAGGGUAAAGUUAGAAGUAGUCAUGUGUUUUCUAAGCUCAGGAAUAUCAUACAGGCUGUUAGCAAUAUUUUUCAGGAUUUCAAAAUCUUCCAUAUCAAAAUUUAUUCCAGAAGUUUGUGACGUUAUGUAUGAAGCUUUGGACGAAUAUUUGCAGGUACGAGACAAAAGGGAAUGGGAAGACAUACAAGUAGGAUUUCACCACAGGUGGAAUUUUCCAGGAUGUUGUGGAGCCAUCGACGGCAAACAUGUGGCAAUUCAAGCUCCUCCCAAUAAUUGUGGUAGCUCAUAUGGGCGAAAUUCCGACGGUGGUGUCUUCCAGGCUUCCUCAUUGUAUCCAGUGUUGGAAAAUGGGUCAUUACUGCCAGAAGGUGGAUUCCUAGUGGGAGAUGAUGCUUUCCCUCUUAAGACCUCCUUAUUGAAACGAUAUCCCAAUGAGCCCACGAUUGCCGAAAAAAUUUACAAUUGCAGAUUCACUAGGGCAAGACGCAUAGUAGAAAAUGCAUUUGGUAUUUUAGUAUCUCGAUUCCGUAUUUUGGCAAAACCUAUCCAGUUGCAAGAGGAAACCGCAAUAAAAAUGAUUCGAACUACAUGUGAACUGCACAACUGGUUGCGCAAAUCUUCACUUCACACCUACACACCACCUGGUAGCAUAGAUUAUGAAGAUAUUGUAAAUUUCACUACGAACCUAGGAACGUGGAGAUCAGAAAUAAAUGCGUUACCAAAUAUCGCCCGUUCGCGGAUCAAUAACAGAUCAAAGAUCGCAGCUGAAAAAUUGAGAGAAAAAUACAAUUUUUUUUGUGAUGAGGGUGCUGUCACCUGGCAAAAUUAUAUGAUUAAUAAUAAAUAA
Messenger RNA from Acanthoscelides obtectus, 894 nucleotides. NCBI's taxonomy places the organism in Eukaryota, Metazoa, Arthropoda, Insecta, Coleoptera, Chrysomelidae. The record is from the annotation of a GenBank genome assembly.